AUGUCUCAACCACUUAAGGAGAAGAACGCUAUUGUCACUGGUGGAUCGAGGGGGAUAGGAAAGGCCAUCGCUCUAGAUCUUGCAUCGAAGGGUGCCAAUGUCCUUGUAACCUACGUCAACUCUGAAGCCGAAGCGCGAAGUGUGUGCUCGGAAAUUGAGAAACAUGGCGUCCAAAGUCUUGCUGUGCGCGCAGAAGGCACGGACCGCUCCGCCCCAGCAGCCAUCGUGCAAGCAGCAGUAGAGAAGUGGUCAAAGGUCGACAUUAUCGUAAACAACGCAGCUACCGGUGGUGAUUUCUCGCUGCUCGACACCACGGAGGAAAAGUUCGAAGAGCUCACUCUCGUCAACUUCCGGUUCCCGCUGUUCCUUAUCAAGGCGGCAAUACCGCACUUUGGGCCUGCGCCGCGCAUCGUCAACAUCUCGUCUAUCUAUGCGCGCUCAGGCCACGCCAAUUGCUCUGUUUACUCGACAUGCAAGGGGGCUCUGGAGACUGCGACGAGAAGCCUCGCUACGGAGUUGGGGCACAAGUACAAUGCCACGAUCAACUGCGUUGAACCAGGACCAGUAAAUACGGACUUAUGGAAGAAAGCCUAUGAGGAUGAGGCUUAUAGGGAAGUGUGGGAGCCCGAGGUUCAAAGAACGCCGGCUGCACCGAGGGUGGCAGAACCGCAUGAAGUGGCGCAUGUUGUUUCCUUCUUAUGCGAUGAGAAAACGAGUUGGACUUCCGGCAGUGUUGUCAAUGUCAACGGCGGCAUGGUAUUUCUUUAA
Molecule: messenger RNA, 768 nt
Organism: Didymosphaeria variabile
Lineage: Eukaryota; Fungi; Ascomycota; Dothideomycetes; Pleosporales; Didymosphaeriaceae
Exons: 1
Coding region: 1-768 (255 amino acids)
Source: RefSeq, a predicted model, not a curated record